AAACGAAUCUCUCGAUAAGUAUGAAGAUAAUUCAAUUUUAUCAACAUAGGUGCGAAAAAAAGGAAUGAUUCUGCCAUUAUUUAUUAUUCUCGUGAUAGGAAACUCACCCGACUCCUUACUGCAUGUGAUACUGAAAUUUUAAAUUUCGAAAUGCCAGUUGAAAGGUAAAGAAGGAAGAUUCUAUUUAUUAUUCUGAAGAAUGAAAUGCGGACUUAAGUGCCUCGAAAGAAAAGUUGCAGUUUGGUGAUACAUUACACAGAUUCUCCAGUUUUUAAUGGCGCUAUGAUGUUAUUGAACUUAGUUUCAUUAGGAAGAUUUCCAAAAUGAGGGCUAUUAUGCUAUUUGCUAUUUAUCUUCUGAGGGUGGAAGCAAUAAGUGCUGUGAAAGUUCAGAAGCCGCACAUUGUCUUCAUGAUUGUCGACGAUUUGGGAUGGAACGACGUCAGUUUCCACGGGUCAAAGCAAAUUCCUACGCCGAACAUAGAUGCCAUUGCUAGAGACGGCAUCAUUCUAAACAAUUACUACGUCGCUCCCACCUGCUCACCUUCCAGGGGAUCUUUGAUGACAGGAAAAUACCCACUCCGCCUGGGGUUCCAACAUGAAGUGAUUAUAGCCAAUUCUCCGUGGGGAUUGCCAUUGGAAGAGAAAAUUUUGCCACAAUACAUGAAAUCAUUAAACUAUGUAACACGUGGAGUUGGAAAAUGGCAUUUGGGAUUUUUUAAAGAAGAUUAUCUUCCUAUGAAGAGGGGUUUCGAUUCCUUCUUCGGAUACUGGAACGGCGUUGAAGACUAUUUCACCCACUUUUCCGAUGUUAGAAAUAUGUCGGGUCUUGAUCUGCACGACAACUACGAAAACUGCUGGGAGUACAACGGCACCUACGGAACAGAACUGUUCACUCUAAAAGCAAAAGAAGUUAUUCUUAAGCACAAUCCAGCAAAGCCUCUAUUUCUGUAUAUUGGUCAACAAGCUCCUCACAGUGGAAACUUUGCAAAACCCCUUCAGGUGCCGGAGAAGUACGUGAAACCUUUGAUCGGGAUCCCCGAUAAGAACAGGAGGACAUUUGCAGGAAUGGUGUCUGCCUUGGAUCACUCUGUCGGAGAAAUAUUCGAAGCCCUAGAAAAAGCGAAAAUGCUGGAUAACACCAUUUUUGUUUUCACCACUGACAAUGGCGGUGCGGUAGAAGGCACGGAUGGGUCUCUCGGCUCUAACUAUCCUUUGAGGGGCAGCAAGUAUAACUUGUGGGAGGGCGGAAUCAGAGCAACAUGUUUCGUCUGGAGCCCUUUCCUUCGUCACAGAAGCAGGAUUUUCAAUGAGUUGAUGCAUAUAAGCGAUUGGUUACCAACUCUGAUAUCUGCUGCAGAAGGGCCCGAAAUGGCCGGUACUUUGAAGAACAUAGACGGAGUGGAUCUCUGGCCGUCUUUCGUCCAUAAUCUACCCUCUCCGAGACAAGAGAUCUUGUUGAACAUCGAUUCCAUAGAAGCCGUGGAGGGCAUCCGGUGGAAGAACUUCAAAUUAGUGAAAGGCAGCUAUUAUGAGGGCAGAUUCGAUGGAUGGUAUGACAAGAACGGCAAACUCAUCAAAGGCCUUCUCCCUGCCGAGCCAAAAACUCGUUUGGGACUAUAUAAAAAGACUUAUUUGAAAUACCUGAAGAGAUCGAAGGCUGCUCGCAUCCUUUGGAGAAAGUACGCUAAAGACCCUCGAAUUGCGAUGUCGUGUCCAACGGCAGGCUGCAAGACAUUUCCCAUCGUGAAAUGUGCCCAAAUCAUACCUCCGUCCGAAAGCACUUGCAAACCGAAGGAAGCUUCUUGCCUUUUUGAUAUUGAAGAUGAUCCGUGUGAACACUACAAUCUUGCGGAACAAUAUCCGGAGGUAACGGAGCAACUCGAAGCUUCCAUCGACAAGUACCGGCAUCUGGCGAAGAGUCCUGGCGCCAAGCCGCCCGAACUGGACGCAGAUCCAAAGUUGCACGGGAAUGCCUGGAUGCCGUGGAAAUAAUGGAAAUCGAUGACUGUGCAGAGUUCUCUUAUAAUAUCAUUUUAUAUUUAUGUUACUUUAAUUAAUUUUAUGUUACUUUAAAAAUGUUAGAAACUUUUCAUUUUUUUUUCUAAAUUUUUAUUAAAAAUUUAUUUAAAUUUAUCAUUUUUUUCCAGAAAUUCGUACUAAAGAAUCUAUUUGUUAUUUAUGCAAUGAUGCUUUAUAAAACAUCGAUAUACUAUAAAAAGUGGCCAAAGCUAAAUAAAAACAAAUUAAUGUUCUACUAUUGUUUUAAAAUACCGCCUCUGUAACAGUAAAGAAUAACGUUUGUCACUGCAUCAUUAUUAUACAAAGUAUUCUAUGCAUGGAUUGAUAGGCACCAUUUUUUCUGCUACUGAAAUGGUAGUAUAAAACAACAAGAACAAAUUUUUCUUACGACCUGCUCAUUUUUGCUUACAUAUCGACAAAAUAUCUUGUCAUCUGAAAUUUACUCCCCGGAUAAUUUUUCACAUGUUGUUAACUUUAAUUCAAGUAAAGGACCAAAGAUGCUCUGUUGAACAUUUUUUGUUUUUUAUUCAACUAAAUAAGCUAUAAAAAUUGUUACAUCUAUGAAACAGUUGAAGCAAUUAAAAUCAUUGCAAAUGCUAAGCUGAUUUAAUUUUGCAUAUUCUUGUCUCCAUUAUUGGAGAAAAUUUCUGAUAUUGAAUUUAUUAUGAGAUGACGAUGAUAAAGGUCCAAUAACUUUUCAUAAUGCCAUAAAGACUUGCUUUCAGAAAUAUUUAUUUUUCAAUUAAUCCUGUUAUUUUAAUGUAGUUCAUUAUAUAUUCAGAAAUAAAAUGGAUCAUGCCCUUUU
Molecule: messenger RNA, 2826 nt
Organism: Argiope bruennichi
Lineage: Eukaryota; Metazoa; Arthropoda; Arachnida; Araneae; Araneidae
Product: arylsulfatase B-like
Exons: 12
Coding region: 324-1994 (556 amino acids)
Source: RefSeq, a predicted model, not a curated record